AUGGCUGCGGUGAUUGAGAAUGUAGAGCCUGCAAGGAAGAAGAAAACCAAGAAAAAGGAUAAGAAGGUGGAAGAAAAGACGAUGGAGCCGAAGAAGAAGACAGUGCCAAAGCAUGUGAGGUUAAUGCAGGAGGCGCUGGCGAAGCGAAAGGAAGAUGAGGAGAGGCAGAGAAGGGAGGAGGAGGAGGAGGAGGAGGAGAGAUUGAGGAGAGAAGAAGAGGAGAGGUUGAGGAAGGAACUGCUUGAGAGGGAGGCAAGAGGAGGCCAGGAUUAG
Molecule: messenger RNA, 273 nt
Organism: Argentina anserina (silverweed cinquefoil)
Lineage: Eukaryota; Viridiplantae; Streptophyta; Magnoliopsida; Rosales; Rosaceae
Exons: 1
Coding region: 1-273 (90 amino acids)
Source: RefSeq, a predicted model, not a curated record